Molecule: messenger RNA, 4740 nt
Organism: Cyclospora cayetanensis
Lineage: Eukaryota; Apicomplexa; Conoidasida; Eucoccidiorida; Eimeriidae
Exons: 14
Coding region: 1-4740 (1579 amino acids)
Source: RefSeq, a predicted model, not a curated record
AUGCGACAGGAAGGCACUUCAGAGCUCUAUGACGAAGCGGAGGAGGCUGAAUCGCCACAUCACGUACAGGUUCCCUCUUCAAGCAGCCCAUCUAGGCUCAUGGGCAACGGGGGAUCUCAGCUGAAGCGGCGGCUGCAUGUAAGAGUAGGAGCCUCAGCAAUAAAGGCUGCAACACAGACAAUGAGUCGCAGCUCCCCUCCUCGUUUCUCAGUCCCGGCGGCUGCUGCCUCUGGGGCCCCCCCCUCGGGGGGCCCUCAGUUUUCUUACCCAACAAAUGAGGAUAUGCAAAUAGCCCGGAGCAGCUUUUUGCAGCUUGCAGCUGCAGUUGAAGCGGCAGCAAAGUCCAAAAGCGUUAGCAGCGCCGUUGAAGCGCUCAAGUGGUCUCUCAAGGGCCUCCAGGAUGUAGCUCGAUUACUCCUCGUCCUGAUGCAGCAACAGCAACGAUGCAGGGUGCUUCUCUCGCAAGCGGUCUGGUCUGCGGCAGCUGCGAAAGUUGCAGCUGCAUGCAACAGCUACAUCAGCGAAUUCCUCCCCCAAAUGUUGCUGCUCUACACGGCAGAGGUCCAGCUGCAGCAACAGCAAGAACAGCCACCCAUGCAGCAGCAAACGCAGCAACAAAUGCAGCAACAAAUGCAGCAAAUGCAGCAUAUGCUGCAGCUGUCCAGGGAGCUGCAGCUGCUGCAGCUGGACUUAAUGCAGAAGCUGCUGCAUCAAGAACCAAGAACAGCUCCACUGUGUGCUGAAGCAGUUGCCCGUAUCCUCGACAUGCACCGAGGAGUGUGGGGCACCAGCAGCAGCACGCAGAGCAGCCGCUUGGCGGUAGUUACAGCGGCGUACGAUCUGUUGCAGGCCUGUGGAUCGGCAAUGUUGCAGGAGACACUUGCUGCAGCAGGUAGACUGAGCAGCAGCGGUACUGCCGCAGUGUUGGAAUAUAUUGGUGGAGCAUCUGCUUGCACACGAGGUUUCGCGGCUCUCAACAGCAUCCGCUCACAAGUCCACGACUCGCUGCUUCGCCUCCCCUUGCUGCUAGCCCCUGCUGCUGCUGCUGCCGCUGCUGCUGCUGAUUCGGCUGCUCCGAGUCUAUCUGAGGAGCAGCUGAAUCAGCAGACGCGCGCUGCAGCAGCAGCCCGCUGCAUGCGGAGCUGCCUCUCCGUAAUUUCAUCGUGGGCAGAAGUGCUCCACGCAGCGGCUCAGCAGACGCACUCUGCCGCUGCAGCCGCCAGCAAGGGGCAGCAGCAGCGGCAGCAGUUGUCGCUGACGUCAGACACCGCAUCCAUGCAUGCAGAGCAGCUGCUGCGAGACACCGCUGCCGCGUGGGCAGAGGCGGACUCGCAACUGCUGCUCCAGCUGCUCUUGCAGCUGCCUCAUACACAUGCAGAGGCGUCGUCAGCUCACGCUGCUCCUACAAGUUCAGGGAGCCUCGACACUCCAGCAGCAGCGCAUGAUUCCCCAGGAAACGGAGAAAGCUGGAAUUCUUCGGCACCCGCAGCACCAGCAAGGGGAGCUAUUAACCCUCUCGUGUAUGGCGAGGUGCUGCAGACGGUGACGUGGAUCUGCAGUCGCGUGCCUCAGCAGCUCCGCUACUUCUUGCAUCCCCUCAUUCAGACAGCGGAAGUGUUGCGAAAGACGCAUCAGAGAGCUGCUGCUGCAGGGGCGGCGUCGGCCUCUCCAAAAGCGGCAGAUUCCUCGAUGUUGAGCGACACUUGGCCGGCAGGAGUGCCUGCUGCUCCCGACGGGAAAGGCUGCGGAGUCCACUGUGCUGCAGAGGCAGCAGUAGCGUGUGGCGGUGCAGAAGCAGUGCAUGCGCUCUUGCUGCUCUUGCAGCGGGAAGGGCUGAGGCUUCUGGCUUCGCCCCGUUGUACUCCAACGGCAGGUCUGCUGCUGAUCGAAGCCGCAGGCAGGAAGGCGUCUGCUCGUUUGCUGCAGCGAGAAGCAACAGCAGAAUUCCAGGCUAUGUGGAUACAGAAUGAGGAAGGCAGAAGGAGCUGCUCCAGCCUCGCUGGGACUGCCGCCGCUGCAACUGAGGGUGCUCUUUCGAAGAAGCGGCGCGUUGCUGCCAGCCUGGCCAGUCAAAUCGGAGUAAACAGCAUUAGCGUGCCAGCGGAACUGAGUGUAGAUGCGGACACUACUGCAGCACGCGCAGUCGCAGCUGCAUGCAGCGCCAUGGCUGCUGCCUCCCGUGUUGUCGUUGUUGCGGAGACGGACAGAGGGGCCUGGCGGGCGGAGGAGCAGCAAGUAGAUGCCACUUCGCUGCUGGUAGAGGCUUACAAUCCGCAGAGGCUGACGUCGCUCCUCAUACAAGGCCUGCAGCGAAGCAGCAGCGGCAGCAGCAACAGCGGAGUUGCUGCACGCGCAUGCGCGCCAGUAAUGGACUUGCUGCAAGCGGCGGAGGCUAAAAUACGGCAGGGAGACUCGAGUAACCACCGCGCUCAUGAGUCUGCUGCUGCACAGGGAUCUUCCAGGGGGAAAGGCCAAAUAUCCCUGCCAUCUCUCUUCGAAGGGUCUUUGCCUGAAGAAGAUCUCGAAGCCGAGGGGAGUAACAGCGACCAUGCCUGUGAAUUCCCGCAUCUUGUGCAUCCUGCGGAGUCGUACAUGAAGCUUCUUGCUGCACAAGUUCUCAGUAGUCCUCUGCCGGAACGUCUGGCAGGCAGCAAUGCAUACGCAGACCGCCUCUCGUUCCUUCAGUGGAGACAGCAACUCUUUCUGCGGCUGGUAGAGCGAACUGCAGAGCCUAUGAGGAUAUGGGCACGCGUUCUUCAGUGCAUGCAUGCGUUUUGCCCGUCUGGCUGCUCCCCCUUGAAGGCUUUUCGAGCAUCCGAAGCGGUAGUGUGGCAACGAGUCCGAAGUAUGCCGAGGCAGCACUGCCAUCGAAAUGCUUUCACCGGUGCUGCAGCCGAUGCUGCUUUUUCUCGUGUGAAGGACGAUGCCUUCAAGGUCUCUCUGCAGACACCUUUAUUCGUGCUGCAGACGCAUCUGGCUCUGGCUCUUGACCUUCUUUUCUUCCUCUCAAGCCGAAGCUGUAAAAGUCACCUCCAGAGCAAGCACCAGCAAGCGUCGACAGCAGUGUUAGCAGCAGGCUCUUCUCCCCUGACCUGCUCGCUUCUAGGGAAGCUGCCAGAGGGCGUGGAGGGAUGGGAUUCUUGGAGUCUUUCAAGAUCUUCACAUAGCCUCUCUCCCAUGAGCGACUACGAAAAGGCUUUCGGGGAGUGUAUCUCCAAGGCAUACUGCCAGGAACUUUUGGAUGACACGAGCCUUCGAGCUGCAUACAGUCAGCUCAUUGGACGCUUCCUUGUGGCUGCUCCUCUGGUACCCCCUUCGGCUUUUGCGCUGCUCGCGUGGCUAGCGGACGGGCCGCCUCCAGCAGCAGUGGUGGCUGCAGCAGCAGCAGGAGCAGCGCUUGAGAAGCAGCAACAACCUGCCGAAACGAAUGCUUCGACGACAACUGACACGGGAGACAAGGCUGCCACGACAACAGCGAUGCAGAUCUGCGAGCAGGAGCAGGAGCAGCAACUCCAGCAGCAAAACUCGUACGCAGGAUAUUUGGCUGCGGCGUGCGGUUUAAGCGAAAGCCGCAGCGGUAAGGCCUUGGCUAAUGACAGAAGGCUGGUGGUUGCUGCUAUAUCCCAAGUUAUUCGGAGAAAGAACGCCCCCAUCUCUCGACGGAGCGCUUUCACGCUGCUAAUGCGGCUGUGCCACGUGGGGUCUCCUGGCUGCCGACGCCUCUUCUCACGCCUGUUUGCUUCGGCGAAGGGGACGUACACCCCACCCAAAGACGCUUGGCAGCACCAAAGACUGAGAGAUAUCUUGCUGCAAAGCACGAUUUCCGAAGCCGCCGCAGCAGCAGCAGCCAUGGACGAAGCAGCAGCAGCGCAGAGCGCCAUCAAGUGCCCUGCGGGGACGCAGCUGUGGCAGAUGCCUGCGCUACUCUUGCACCAGGCAGGGUUAACUACUACCACUGCUACUACUGGUACUAGUACGCAAGAGCAGCAGCAACAGCAGCGAGACGAUGGUGUAGCGGUAACACCUGCUGCUGUUGCCGCUGCUGCUGCUGCCGACGUCGCCGCUGCAGAAGGAGCAUCGGGGAGUGCAGUCUCUGCGGAAGAACUCCACGGCUGGGGUUCCCCCGAAGUAUUCUCCGGUCGUUGGGUCGAAGAGGUGGCGUCUCUUAUUUAUGCAUCCUCGGGAGGGCGAAAGGCUGUGGAAUCGCUCACGGCUCUCAUGCGUGUCAACGCUUUUCCGGCUGCCGUUGCUGCUACAGUGCUGCGGGACGUUGCUGCUGCUGCAGAUGCUGGAGAAAAGGCGGCUGCUGCUGUUGCGGUGUCUUGGGCUGCGAAAGAGGCAGCCGAAGCAGUGGACGGAGGCGCGGGGGCGUCCUCAGUUGCUGCAGAGAAGAGUGCAGCUGCGCCUGGUGGAGAAGAAGCAGGAGCAGCAGCAGCAGCUGCUGCUGCUGCCUUGACUAAGGCAAAGGCGGCAGCGGCUGCCGCAGCCUUCGAUAUGCGCAGUGGCGUAUUUGCUGUUAUCGCUGCAAGAAAUCCUUUUUUGCUGCACCUGCUGCUGCGGGUUGCCGUCUUCUGUACAGACACUGCGAUGUUCAAGCACCACGAGCAGCUGCUUCUGCAGGCAAAAUCACCAAGAGGCACCAAUUGUGACGGAGCUGUGUGUUUCUGUGCUGCUGGUGCCGGUGCAGAUCGUCGCGCAGAUCAACGAUUUACACCACCAGGUGUAUCCGCAGCUAAUUGA